Molecule: messenger RNA, 1335 nt
Organism: Liolophura sinensis
Lineage: Eukaryota; Metazoa; Mollusca; Polyplacophora; Chitonida; Chitonidae
Product: DNA mismatch repair protein Mlh1-like
Exons: 12
Coding region: 217-1335 (372 amino acids)
Biological process (GO): mismatch repair
Cellular component (GO): MutLalpha complex
Molecular function (GO): ATP binding; ATP-dependent DNA damage sensor activity; ATP hydrolysis activity
Source: RefSeq, a predicted model, not a curated record
UGGCGGGAUAGUAAGUGAGGGGUGAAUGGCAAUGACCCAUGAAUUUGCAAGCGCCAGUCCAAAUAGAAGAAAGUGAAGUGAUAGUUGUCCAGGGCUAAACCAAGCAAGUUAAGAGAGAAGAUAACCAAGAUACAUCACAGCCCGAGUCGACGUUUCAGGAGUCUCACAAGUUUACACAUGUUGGACGAGAAGGGGUAAGCUCUGAUGUAAGUCAGUAUGGCUGAUAAAACUGUCCCGGGUGUGAUACGAAAACUUGAUGAGGUUGUGGUUAAUAGGAUUGCAGCAGGGGAGGUAAUCCAGCGUCCUGCAAAUGCUUUGAAGGAGAUGAUAGAAAACAGUUUGGAUGCUAAAAGCACCAGUAUUCAAGUGACGGUGAAACAGGGUGGUUUGAAACUGUUACAGAUUCAGGAUACAGGCACAGGAAUACGAAAAGAAGACAUGGAGAUUGUGUGCGAGAGAUUUACAACCAGCAAGUUAAAGCAAUUUGAAGAUCUUAACUCCAUAGCAACCUACGGUUUCCGUGGGGAGGCAUUGGCUAGUAUAAGUCACGUGGCCCACGUUACCAUAACAACCAAAACUGCGGAUUCAAAAUGCGCUUUCAGGGGAAAGUAUGUGGAUAGCAAGUUGAAGGAACCUUUAAAACCGUGUGCGGGCAACCAGGGCACUCAGAUCUCUGUUGAAGAUUUAUUUUACAACAUUCCAACAAGACGAAAGGCCUUGAAAAGCCCUGCAGAAGAGCACGCCAAAAUUGCUGAGGUAGUGAGUAGAUAUGCUAUCCACAACUCCAGGGUUGGAUUCACUCUGAAAAAGCAAGGAGAAGGUGUUGCUGAUGUACGAACGCCACCAAAUUCCUCAACUGUUGACAACAUCCGUACUAUUUAUGGGGCAUCAGUGGCAAGAGAGCUUUUAGAAAUUGAUCAUCAAGAUGACAAGCUUUCGUUUUGGGUGAAAGGUCACGUCUCAAAUGCAAAUUAUUCUGCAAAGAAAAGCACUUUCUUGCUGUUCAUCAAUCGUAAGUAUUCAACUAUUACUCUGUAUCGACUCGUGGAUUCCAGUGCCCUUAAGAAGGCGCUUGAGGGUGUGUACCAGGCCUACCUACCCAAAAACACCCACCCAUUCAUCUACCUCAGCCUGGAAAUAGCCCCACAGAAUGUGGAUGUGAAUGUCCAUCCAACCAAGCACGAAGUUCACUUCCUGCAUGAAGAUGCCAUCAUCGAGGCGAUCGUGCGAGCCGUGGAGACAAAGCUGCUCGGGGCUAAUUCCUCCAGAACAUACUUCACGCAGGUAAUGGGUUCUUCCUAUCUAAUUCCUCCAGAACAUACUUCACGCAGGUAA